Molecule: messenger RNA, 1413 nt
Organism: Eimeria tenella
Lineage: Eukaryota; Apicomplexa; Conoidasida; Eucoccidiorida; Eimeriidae
Exons: 4
Coding region: 1-1413 (470 amino acids)
Biological process (GO): iron-sulfur cluster assembly
Cellular component (GO): cytosolic [4Fe-4S] assembly targeting complex
Molecular function (GO): 4 iron, 4 sulfur cluster binding
Source: RefSeq, a predicted model, not a curated record
AUGUCGGAGGCCUUCAGCAGCGCCGUGCGCCUCGGGGGCCUCGACGACUACCUCAGCCCCGCCCAGGAAUGUGUGCUGCCGCUGCUGCAGCAAAGCAGCAGCACGGAGAGCCCGGGGGGCAGCGGGGACGCAGCAGCAGCUGCCAGUGCCCCUGCUGCUGCUGCUGCUGCUGCGGGCGCGGUGGCGGCCCGGCCCCGCCGCCGCAGAGCCCAGCAGCGAACAGCAGCAGCCGCGAGUGAAGAGGCAGCAGCAGCAAGUCAAGAGGCAGCAGCGGCAGGGAGAAAGGCAGCAGCAGCUACGGACGCUUCGCAAGCUGCAGCAGGAGCAGCAGCAGGAGCAGCAGCUGCUGCAGACAGCUUGUCUCCCGCGCCCGCCGCCGCAGCUGCUGCAGCCGGCGCAGCGGCUGCAGCAGCAGGCAGCGCAGCAGCCCCCGCAGCGGCAGCAGCAGCAGCGGCGCCGCAAGCUGCUGAGGGCCUCACCCGCGUGGGCAAAAUAUCUCUCUCCGACUGCCUUAGCUGCAGCGGCUGCUUAACUGCAGCAGAAGGAAUUCUUUUGGGUCAUCAGUCAGCAGAGCAGCUCUUCGCGCUGCUGUCGCAGCAGCAGCAGCAGCAGCAGCAGAUGCAGCAGGUGCAGCAGGUGCAGCAGCAGAUGCAGCAGGUGAAGCAGCAGGUGCAGCAGCAGGUGCAGCAGCAGGUGCGGCAGGAGGUGCAGCAGCAGAUGGAGCAGGUGCAGCAGCAGGCGCAGCAGUCUGUUGCUGCAGUGGCGCAGCACUUCGGCUGCUCCGCAGCAGCUGCUGCUGGGCGGCUGUCUUUUCUCUUUCGGCUCUUGGGCGCAGACUUUGUCUUCUCAGCAGCAGCAGCAGAAGCUCUGACUCUCCUGGAGGCCCACAAGGAGCUCGCAGGCAGACUCCGCAGCCACCAGGCCCUCCUCGAGGAACGCAGAGCAGCAGCAGCAGCAGGGGCUGCAGCAGGGGCAGCAGCAGGCGAUGCAGCAGAAGCUGCAGCAGGGGCUGCAGCGGGGGCUGCAGCAGCACCAGCACCAGCAGCAGCAGCACCAGCAGCAGCAGCAGCAGCAGCAGGAGCAGCAGCAGCGGGUUUGGCGUUGCUGCUGCCGAGCUCUGGGCCGCUGCCCCUGUUGACUUCGUUUUGCCCAGGCCUUGUGCUGUACGCAGAGAAGAGUCUGCAGCAGCAGCUGCUGCUGCUGCUGUCUCGAGUCCGCAGCGCGCAGCAAAUCCAGGGGCUGCUGUGCAAGUACGAAACGGCGCAGCGCCAGGCGGCGGAAGCUGAAGAAGCGGAGAAAUAUAUCCGUGCUUCUGCUGCGGCGCCGCGGACCCCGAGGACCUGCCAGGCGAGAUCUGGUCGCGAGGAAAGCUGCGAAGCUCUGGGCUGCGCUUUCCGCGAGAACUUGAACUAA